Aspergillus nidulans FGSC A4 is the source of this 1095-nucleotide messenger RNA. Its product is annotated as FAD-dependent oxidoreductase. The coding region runs from base 1 to 1095 and encodes 364 amino acids. The record is from RefSeq and is a predicted model, not a curated record. Lineage: Eukaryota; Fungi; Ascomycota; Eurotiomycetes; Eurotiales; Aspergillaceae. The transcript has 5 exons. Gene Ontology annotation, molecular function: FAD binding; D-amino-acid oxidase activity. Gene Ontology annotation, biological process: D-amino acid catabolic process. Gene Ontology annotation, cellular component: peroxisomal matrix.
AUGACCAAAAAUAACAUCGUGGUGCUCGGGGCCGGGGUGUCUGGGCUCACGACCGCCUACCUUCUGUCCCAGGAUCCCAGCAACUCCGUCACCGUCGUGGCCAAGCAUAUGCCGGGAGACUAUGAUAUUGAAUACUGUUCACCCUGGGCUGGUGCCAACUACCUUCCAACCGGACAGCCUGGCACCAACCAUGCUAAAUGGGAGCGAGCGACCUGGCAGCCAUUAAAGGAACUGACCGAGAAGCAUCCAGAGGCUGGAAUCCACUUCCAAGAAUCCAUCGUUCACAACCGGAAAAAGGACCAGGAAACUACGACCGGUAAAUGGUUCUCAGCCCUGGUCAGCGAGAACCCCUGGUACAAAGACGUUGUCCCUGAUUUCAAAAACCUUCCAAAAGACCAAUUGGCGCCCGGUGUUGACAACGCGCAGGUCUUCACCUCAGUCUGCAUCAACACUGCGGUAUAUCUACCCUGGCUAGUCGGCCAAUGCCGUAAGAACGGCGCAGUGUUCAAGCGGGCAGUGUUCAAGCAUGUCUCAGACGCAGCGAAUGCUCACCAUUCCGGGCAACCCGCCGAUAUUGUCGUGAACUGUACCGGCCUAGCAUCUAAAAAGCUUGGCGGUGUCCGCGACGACAAGCUCUACCCAGGUCGUGGACAGAUCGUCAUUGUCCGCAACGAUCCUGGUAAAAUGGUUUCCAUGUCAGGCACUGAUGACGGUGAGGAUGAACUCAUGUACAUGAUGACCCGUGCAGCUGGCGGCGGCACCAUUCUAGGUGGCUGCUACCAGAAACAUCAGUGGGACCCAUUGCCUGAUCCUAACCUUGCCGUACGCAUCAUGAAGCGUGCCAUUUCCAUUUGUCCGGAGCUGGUAGGUGAGGGCCAGGGGAUUGAAGGGCUAGACAUUAUUAGGCACGGCGUGGGCCUGCGUCCUUUGCGUGAUGACGGGCCGCGUAUUGAGGCGGAGAUGAUUGAGGGUGUUGCGGUCGUGCAUAACUAUGGACAUGGAGGAUUUGGGUAUCAGGCUUCGUAUGGCUGUGCCGCCGAGGCAGUGCGGUUGGUGAAAGACACUUUGCAGAAGAAAAUCCGAGCGAAGUUGUGA